Elgaria multicarinata webbii is the source of this 2192-nucleotide messenger RNA. It is a transcript of the gene PIP5K1C, whose product is annotated as phosphatidylinositol-4-phosphate 5-kinase type 1 gamma. Bases 1 to 2136 code for a protein of 711 amino acids. Lineage: Eukaryota; Metazoa; Chordata; Lepidosauria; Squamata; Anguidae. The transcript is spliced from 19 exons. Gene Ontology annotation, molecular function: 1-phosphatidylinositol-4-phosphate 5-kinase activity. Gene Ontology annotation, biological process: phosphatidylinositol phosphate biosynthetic process. The record is from RefSeq and is a predicted model, not a curated record. Gene Ontology annotation, cellular component: plasma membrane.
AUGGAGCUGGAGGCCUCCGACGAGGCGGGCGGCGGCGGCGGGGCCGAGGCCAGUGCGGGGCCCGUCACACCUGAGGCGGCGGCGGCGGCAGGAGGCGGCGGAGGGUGGGGGUCUCCGCUGGACCCCUUAGCCGGGGGCGAAGGCAGGCAGGCAGGACUGGCUCUGAAGAAGGCUGUCCUAACCGAGGCUCCGUCGUUGACAGGACAGCCGGGCGCCGGCCAGGGAAAGAAGAUCGGCCACCGAGGGGUCGAUGCCUCCGGGGAGACGACGUACAAGAAGACCACGUCGUCCACGCUCAAGGGGGCCAUCCAACUCGGCAUUGGCUACACCGUGGGCAACCUCAGCUCCAAGCCCGAGAGGGACGUCUUGAUGCAGGAUUUCUACGUGGUGGAGAGCAUUUUCUUUCCCAGCGAAGGCAGUAACCUCACCCCCGCGCACCACUACCCUGACUUCCGGUUCAAGACGUACGCCCCCGUGGCUUUCCGGUAUUUCCGGGAGCUUUUCGGCAUCCGCCCAGACGAUUAUUUGUAUUCCUUGUGCAACGAGCCCCUGAUCGAACUGUCCAACCCCGGGGCCAGCGGUUCCCUUUUCUACGUCACCAGCGACGAUGAAUUCAUCAUCAAAACGGUGAUGCACAAAGAGGCCGAGUUCCUCCAGAAGCUUCUUCCGGGCUAUUAUAUGAACUUGAACCAGAAUCCCCGGACGCUGCUGCCCAAAUUCUACGGCCUCUACUGCGUCCAGUCCGGGGGCAAAAACAUCCGGGUCGUGGUGAUGAACAACAUCCUGCCCCGGGUGGUGAAGAUGCACCUGAAAUACGACCUCAAGGGCUCGACCUACAAGCGCCGGGCGUCCAAAAAGGAGAAGGAGAAAUCGAGCCCCACCUACAAGGACUUGGACUUCAUGCAGGACAUGCCCGAUGGCAUCCUGCUGGACACGGACACCUUCAGCGCCGUGGUCAAGACCCUGCAGAGGGACUGCUUGGUGCUCGAAAGCUUCAAAAUCAUGGACUACAGCCUCCUCCUGGGAGUCCACAACAUAGACCAGCAGGAACGGGAGCGGCAGGUGGACGGCGCCCAGAGCACGUCCGACGAGAAGCGCCCCGUGGGGCAGAAGGCCCUAUACUCCACGGCCAUGGAGUCGAUCCAGGGCGGGGCGGCCCGGGGGGAGUCCAUCGACACGGACGACACGAUGGGCGGCAUUCCGGCCGUGAACGGCAAAGGGGAACAUCUGCUCCUUCACGUCGGCAUCAUAGACAUCCUCCAGUCCUACAGGUUCAUCAAGAAGCUGGAACAUACAUGGAAGGCUCUCGUCCACGACGGGGACACGGUGUCGGUCCACAGGCCUAGCUUCUAUGCGGAGAGGUUCUUCAAGUUCAUGACCAAUACGGUGUUCAGGAAGAGUUCCUCUCUGAAAGCGUCUCCCUCGAAGAAAGGGCGGAGUGCCUUGCUGGCCAUCAAGCCUCCUGGCCCGAUGGCCGCGUUUUCGGCCAGCCAGAUCCCCUCGGAGAAGGACGAGGCCCAGUACGACCUCCGGGGGGCCAGAAGUUACCCCACGCUGGACGACGAAGGGCGGCCGGACCUGCUCCCUUGCACCCCUCCGUCUUUCGAAGAAGCGACCACCGCGUCGAUUGCAACGACGCUCUCGUCCACGUCUCUUUCCGUCCCCGAGAGAUCUCCUUCCGAGUCCUCGGAACAGCCCCGGUACAGGCGGCGCACACAAUCCUCAGGGCAGGACGGAAGGUCUCGCGAGCAGAUGCGGGCUGAGGAGGACCUGCAGCAGAUCACGGUGGAGGUGCAGCCCCAGCGCGACGUCGAGAUCGUGGUCCCCGGGGUGGCGGCUGCAGGGACGGCGACCUCGUUGGCGUGCGCCACCGUACUGUCCGCGGCGGAGGUGGAGACGGCCAGCCAGGCCUCCGAGCCCGCCAGCCAAGCUUCGGACGAGGAGGAUCUGCCGGUCCCAGAUAUCUAUUUUUUCACAGACGGAAGGUACUGGAUUUGCUCCCCUCGGCUGCACAGGCUCCGAGCGGCCUCUGAUUCCUCUGGCGACCAGCCCACAGAUGAGAGGAGCUGGGUGUACUCUCCUCUCCACUAUAACACUCAAAUCCAGUCAGUCUCCGAUGAGGAGAGUGAGACAUAACUUCUAUGCAAGCCCCCCCUCUGCCCCCCCUGAGAAGAGCGCUCCUCCUGACAGAC